Exserohilum turcica Et28A is the source of this 988-nucleotide messenger RNA. RefSeq lists its product as uncharacterized. NCBI's taxonomy places the organism in Eukaryota, Fungi, Ascomycota, Dothideomycetes, Pleosporales, Pleosporaceae. Bases 458 to 988 code for a protein of 176 amino acids. The transcript is spliced from 2 exons. The record is from RefSeq and is a predicted model, not a curated record.
AUCGGGAACUGGCUGCCAGGAAUACCGUGUGCGGCGCCCACGACGCCUUUGACCUCAUAAGGGCGGCACGUACUAGACGACUACCGCUGCUGCUGCUGCUGCUGCUACUGCUACUACUACCGCCACCACCAGAUGCAAUCAUCCUGAGUCACCUCUGCCUGAGUCACUUCUUGGAGUCAUUCAUAAGACAGCCGCCAGCCAUCGCCCACUCCUUCCCUCCACACGCCUACAUAGUGCUGAUCGUCGCGGCCAUCAUAGCUCCUCGCCGUCGAUUCACAUCUGCCUGCAUAACUGCCUGCCUCUCUCUAUCCAUCUCCCCACCGCCCUAAGUACACCUACACACUACACUAUACAUAGCCCGCUCCUUAGUCUCGUGCGCAACCCCCUUGGAAUCCGCCAGCCCUCGCCGCCCUCUCCUCAUCCCACACGCCAGCAUCGAGUCGACUUGCAGCCCAUCAUGUCAGCCUCGCAGACGCUCACCGGCGACCUCCGCAGCAGCGCAAAGGAGUUCAACCGCGACAAGAACAGCCGGGCCAAGUGGGCGUACGGACAGUCGUAUGGCCCAGGACGGCGCGAGGAAGACGGCAAGCCGCGGCCUGCGAAGCUGUACCCUCACAUCAAGUCGUCGUUCCCUGGCCACAUGAAGGCGCGCACCGCCUUCACCAAAGACAUGGUGUCGGCGAGCGACGACUCAUCGGCCGACGAAGACGUCGAGCACCCGUCGGCUGCGCCCGCGCCCGAUGCCGACAUUGCCUAUUCGUACGAUGCGCCUCGCGGCCCCAGCCACGGCAGCCAGACCCUCAACUACGCCCUGGACAAGGCUGUCGAGCGCUUCGAGACCAAGGAAACGGAGAAGCUGGUCAAGAACGAGUACGAGGUGCUGGACCUGGACCUGGACGACGCCGCCGCCGCCACUGCUGCUCCCCGAGCCAAGCGACGCGUCGUCGUGCCCGAGGAUGAGGACGACUACGAGUUUGUCGAUGCCUAA